Molecule: messenger RNA, 1599 nt
Organism: Onychostoma macrolepis
Lineage: Eukaryota; Metazoa; Chordata; Actinopteri; Cypriniformes; Cyprinidae
Gene: rabac1
Product: Rab acceptor 1 (prenylated)
Exons: 6
Coding region: 155-727 (190 amino acids)
Cellular component (GO): Golgi apparatus
Source: RefSeq, a predicted model, not a curated record
GUUUGCCUGUCCUGCUGGUUGGGUCCGUGUCACUAGGAGGCGGUCGUUAGUUCGUCUACAGAAGAAGAUCGUCACAGCUCCUGCUGGCUAACCACAUCAUAUCCGCCGCACAUCAACACAUUGAACACAGCUACAGAAAGUACUACACGCAGAAAUGGAUGGGAAAGCAAGUGACCCCUUCAGCAGUGAGGCAGAGCAGCUUCCUGGGGCAGGAGUAGUGGGGAGGCUGUGGCUGCCCAAAGGUCUGUCUGGUAGUGUGAUUAAGGAUUGGGUGGACCGCAGGAGGAAGUCCAUCCGUCCGUGGGCCAGUUUUGUGGACCAGCGUAAGUUCUCCAAACCUCGUAAUUUUGGAGAGCUGUGCCAGCGUGUGGUGAGGAACCUGAACACCUUUCACAGCAACUACACCUUCAUCUUCCUGGGACUCAUCCUCUACUGCAUUAUCAGUUCCCCAAUGCUCUUGAUUGCUUUGGGAGUGUUUGCUGGUGCCUUCUAUAUAAUUCACUUGAAAACGCUGGAAAAGAAGCUGGUUGUUUUCGGUCGUGAGUUGACUCAGGGACACCAGUUAGGUUUAGCAGGAGGGGUUUCCUUCCCUGUGUUCUGGCUCGCAGGUGCAGGAACUGCUGUGUUCUGGGUACUAGGUGCUACACUAGCUGUUAUCGGGUCUCAUGCGGCAUUUCGUGAGCUGGAGUCGUCUGACAUAGAUGAGCUGCUCAUGGAACCCGUUUAAACCUCUCACCUUUGACCUUUUGGCUCAUGUUAACCUACAAUGUCUUGCCUCAUCUUUUAUAUUGCCACAUAUUGGUUGCACUAAUUAAAAAAAUAUCAGUUUACUCACAGAUUGGCCAGAAAUGCGGACUGUUCAACUGACAUUGCCCUAAACAGAUCAAGCACAUUGAAAGACCUCAAUUGCCUUUACUGGUACCUAUUGAAUAUCAUGUUCAUUUGUUACAUUAUUUAUUUCUACAGCAUCCUUAAAGCACAAACUAAAUGGACUGUGACCCAAAGCAAAAAACAAAAUCCAGUUUUCUUCAACUUAUACUAUCCUUAAAGGCAUAGUUGAACACACAAGAAAAUAUUUUGAAAAAAUCAAUAAAUCAUUUAUGUCACAGAAUAUGGUUUAUACAGGUUUGGUAUGACAUGAGGGUGAGUAAAUCACCCUCUAAAGGUUUUCAGAUCCUCUCGCACUAAAGGACAAAUAUAAGGAAUUGUUUUUGAUCAAAACGUUAUGCUAGAUCAUCCAAAAUAGCAAGGAAAAAAAUCAGACAAGAAGAAUGUACUGUCUUGACAGUUUGUUUGAUUUAUAGGGUACCGAUCAUUACAUAAUCAUUUGUCUUAAGCUAUAUUUAGCUCAUUUGUUGUUACAUCAGUCUUGUUAGGACAGCUAGCGCAUGUAUGAUUUAAUAACAGCAUGUGUCAGCAAAGACAAAAAUGUAUUAUUGCUAUUCAGUGUAAUCAGUUUCUGAUGCCAAUAUUCCCAGUGGAAGUUUUUAUAUGUUCUCUCAUUUUAUGGAAAUGUUUGUUUAUCGUCUUUUAUUUUACAACUUGCUUCUGUUAUAUCAGUGAAUGGGAAGUGCAAUAAAAUGCUCAGCCUGUACAAUA